This is a messenger RNA of Theileria annulata, 1635 nucleotides long. Its product is annotated as u4/u6 small nuclear ribonucleoprotein, putative. The transcript is spliced from 3 exons. The coding region runs from base 1 to 1635 and encodes 544 amino acids. The record is from RefSeq and is a predicted model, not a curated record. Gene Ontology annotation, biological process: mRNA splicing, via spliceosome. Gene Ontology annotation, cellular component: U4/U6 x U5 tri-snRNP complex. Gene Ontology annotation, molecular function: U4 snRNA binding; protein binding; U6 snRNA binding. Lineage: Eukaryota; Apicomplexa; Aconoidasida; Piroplasmida; Theileriidae.
AUGUGUAAAAUUUUCGUCAGAUCGUUCCGUAACCUCACAUCAUGCAUCAAAAGGUUCAAAUUCCAACUUUUCCAGCUUUUAAAGGUUGACCCUGCUGUUCUUAAGGAGUUUGAAAUGAAGUCAAACAUGUCGAAUUUACAUAUAGGAAUAACUACAAACGACGAAGUUAUUAAAAAAAUAUUCCGCUCACUUGUGGAGCCCAUAACUUUGUUCGGUGAGGGUAACUACGAGCGAAGAGAACGACUUAAAAGGCUUCUUUUACAAAACUAUGAUAACUAUUUUAGAGGAAAGGAGAUUGAGGUUGCAAUUUCCUCUUCAGCAGAGGCCAACAACUUCUAUCAAGUUCUUAAGAUGUUUAACAUCGACAUGUCAAAUCUUUUUAACAAGAAGGGUAGAUUCGCUGACUUCACCCCUUUUCAAUAUGACACUUCUGAAACUGGUGAUAAGGAACUGUUUUACACUGAGGGAGAUGAGAAUGUCAAGCAUUUUAGAGCUUCUUUGGCACACUACUCUUGGAAUCGCAGCGUCAAGCGUAAGAUGCUUCUUCACAAGUAUAGGUCUGACUGUGAUCAAUAUGAGCAUAAAGAUGAGGUUGAGAACUAUGGAAACUUCCUGACUGAGUCGAUGUCUAUGGCAUAUUCUCAACUUGCGUCCACGAGGCCCCUUACCAUGGCUAAAUUUUCUCCAAAUUCCAGGUACAUAGCCUCAAGUAGCUACGGUGGGGAGAUUAACAUUUUUGACUGCAAUGAUUCAAAGUAUAAACAGGUUGUCAGUUUGUCAAAUGACACUAACGAAAUGGCUCGCUGUUUUGAUUGGAACUAUAACUCGAAUCAUGUUUGUUACGAUAGAGUUCACCCGAGUAGCAUAGCUGAUAACGACCUUCUUUUGAUCUCUGGCGGCUCAGGUGGCACUCUCAGUUUAUGGAAACCAUUCUCUAAAAUCAAGGAUGAAGAGUUUGAAAAAUGUCUACACACUAGUAAAUGCCACGAUUUAAGGGUGAAUAGAGUAGUUUUUCAUCCUUGCAACAAUUUUGUGGCUUCUAGCUCUGAGGAUGAAACUGUUGUUCUCUUUGACCUCGAAAAAUUAUCUGAGGUUUACGUCCAGGAAGGCCACUCACACUCAGUUUAUGGUCUCGCUAUAAACGGUGAUGGAAAUUUAAUCGCAUCCGGUGAUCAACAUGGAGUUCUUUUAAUUUUUGACCUUCGUACUGGUAAACAUAUUUUUCAGCAGUGUAUUCACAAUGCUGAUAUUACUGGCAUAAAUUUCCAUCCUCUUCUAUCGCAUAUUUUCGCCACAAGUUCUUCUGAUAAUUCGGUUAAAAUCUUUGAUUUAAGGAAGUUUCGUCCCAUUACUUCUCUUUUAACUCACACCAAAUUGGUCAGUGAUCUUCAGUUCGAGCCACUUUACGGUAGGUUUCUUGCCACCAGUUCCUUUGACACUCACUUGAAAAUUUGGGACACUUCUCUUUACAAGUGUCGUAAGGUUUUGACUAAUGACGACAACCGUGUGAUGGGUUUGCAUAUUUCUCCUGACGGCAGUUCUAUUGUUUCCGCUGGAUACGACCGUACUUGGCGUCUUUUUAGGCCAACAUCAGAGUAUGUUCAUGAUUUUAAGUUAUAUAAAACUUUCUCUUAA